GCCGACGUAUAUUCAGACAGACACUCCCACUCUCUUUCACACCUUUUCACGCAACACCGAACGCCUCUCUCUCUCUCCGGAUUGUUUAUUCAAGUGUACAAAUGUGGAGUCUUGUGCGGACAAAUGUGGGUUCUCUUUCUUUUUUCUACCGCUCGUACAAACAAAAAAAAGUUGCUCGCUUUCUCCCGCUUUGAUGCUGCUCCUCGCCCUGCAUUUUGAUUUCUAGGGUUUAUCUUCCAUCUUCGACUCGCCGGAAUUCGAACACUUCUCUUUGUUACACCCCCUCGGAAGUUGUCUUCUCGUUGAUCCGUGUAUCCUCUUGCAUGGUCCUGUUUGCGGUUUGGGAUAUGCCCAUUUGCUGAAAUUCCUGUUUCCAAUUCGACUUUGCUGUCUGCAUUCGAGGUUAUGUUUUCCUGGGAAAGUUAACGGCUUUUGCUUGUAAUCAUCAAUAUCUUGAUGGGUUUCGGUGAUGGAUUUUUGCUUCUGCUAUCUGGGUUAUGAUUAUAAGUUGGUUCAGCUUCCAUUUUCACGGGUUUGUAGUUAGCGUCGUGAAGGUGGAAAUGUUUGAAGUUUAGGGUUUAUAGGAGGUGAGAAGAGAUGGUUCUAGGUCCGGAUUCCGUGUGGAGACAUACUUGGAGUUUGGGUGAAUCCAAAUCUAAGAAGAAGUUAGAUGGUGUAGGAGAGGGAAGUGGCUGUUGGUUCAAGUUUAUGUUCCUUGGAAGCUGCUUGUCUCCAAGGUCCAAAGAGGAUGGUUCAGUCAGUGCCAGUAGCACAAGUAUACAAUAUGCUGAGAGUAAAUCGACAAAUGAUACUAGUAGAGACCAACCAGUUGUUCCAGUUGUGUCGUCUUCAACCACUAGCAACACUGGAAGCAUUCCGUCCACUCCCAACAUAGGCGAGGAGCUGAAAGUCGCUUCACAACUUAGGAAAUUCUCGUUCAACGAGUUGAAGGCAGUGACGAGGAGCUUCAGGCCAGAAAGUCUUCUCGGAGAAGGUGGGUUUGGAUGCGUUUUUAAAGGUUGGAUCAAUGAAAAUGGAAGUGCUCCUGCAAAGCCCGGGACUGGAAUUUCUGUCGCUGUCAAAACCCUCAACCAUGACGGUCUCCAGGGUCACAAAGAAUGGCUGGCCGAAGUUAAUUAUCUCGGUGACCUCAUUCACCCGAAUCUUGUAAAAUUAAUCGGGUAUUGCAUUGAGGAUGACCAGAGGUUGCUUGUGUACGAAUUCAUGCCUCGAGGGAGCUUAGAGAAUCAUCUCUUCAGAAGGUCUUUGCCACUUCCUUGGUCUACCAGAAUGAAAAUAGCCCUUGGUGCAGCCCGGGGGCUUGCUUUUCUUCACGAGGAAGCUGAAAGACCCGUGAUUUACCGAGAUUUCAAAGCGUCUAAUAUCCUACUUGACUCGGACUACAAUGCGAAACUUUCUGACUUUGGACUUGCCAAAGAUGCUCCCGAGGGAGACAAAACACACGUCUCAACCCGUGUGAUGGGAACUUAUGGUUAUGCUGCCCCAGAAUAUGUCAUGACAGGGCAUCUUACAUCAAAGAGUGAUGUCUAUAGCUUUGGGGUGGUUCUUCUUGAAAUGUUGACUGGUAGAAGAUCAAUGGACAAAAACAGGCCAAAUGGCGAACAUAACCUAGUCGAGUGGGCCCGUCCAUACCUCGGGGAGAAACGGAGGUUCUACCGUCUGAUAGACCAUCGUCUUGAAGGACGGUUUUCGAUCAAAGGAGCCCAGAGGGCCAUCCAGUUGGCUGCAAGAUGUCUCAGUCGCGAUCCCAAGUCUCGACCUUUGAUGAGUGAAGUUGUGGAAACCCUCAAGCCUUUACCUGAUUUGAAGGACAUGGCUUGUUCCUCAUCUUACUUUCAGGCCAUGCAAGCCGAGACGAUCUCUAGAAGUGGAAGUAGAGUUCUGGCAAGAACAGGACAUCCCGCGAGGAACCUGUCUCUUCCUAAUGCCCCUCAUGUCUCUCCUUAUCAUCGAAACCACCUGAUUCACCGUUCCCCCAAGCGCAAGUCUUGAACAAGCUUUACUCGUGUGUUUUACCUAACCGAUCUCUUUCUCGGGUGGAUGGAACGAUGAGUGAACUUUUGUUUAGGAGAUCGAAUGAAAAUGGUAGUUCUAGAUUUCGGUGAUCAUAUUGUUCGGUUCUCAAGUGCUGAUAGGACUUGCCCAUGAUUUGAUGAUCCUUGUAGAGCUAAAAACCAGUUUCUGCAAAAAAAAUUAUCAGAAAGAUCCAAAAAUUCUUGUAUU
Tarenaya hassleriana is the source of this 2244-nucleotide messenger RNA. Its product is annotated as probable receptor-like protein kinase At5g15080. The transcript has 6 exons. The record is from RefSeq and is a predicted model, not a curated record. Bases 598 to 2013 code for a protein of 471 amino acids. Gene Ontology annotation, molecular function: protein kinase activity; ATP binding. Gene Ontology annotation, biological process: protein phosphorylation. Lineage: Eukaryota; Viridiplantae; Streptophyta; Magnoliopsida; Brassicales; Cleomaceae.